ACGGAGGCCGUGACGGUUCAAUCCGGUAGCAGAAUUGGGUGGGCGUGAAGGUAGUGGUGGCUGGAAGUGUCGGGACGGGACGAGGCUGGAACCGCGGUCGACAUGGAGACGCUGUACCGGGUGCCGUUCGCGGUGCUGGAGUGCCCCAACAUCAAGCUGAAGCGGCCGAGCUGGGUGCACAUGCCCUCGGCUAUGACGGUCUACGCGCUGGUGGUGGUCUCGUACUUCCUCAUCACCGGAGGAAUAAUUUAUGAUGUGAUUGUAGAACCUCCCAGUGUUGGCUCAAUGACAGAUGAGCAUGGACAUCAAAGGCCUGUGGCAUUCUUGGCUUACAGAGUAAAUGGGCAGUACAUUAUGGAAGGGCUUGCGUCCAGCUUCCUCUUCACAAUGGGAGGCCUUGGCUUUAUAAUAUUGGAUCGUUCCAAUGCACCAAACAUCCCAAAGCUGAAUAGAUUUCUGCUGCUUUUUAUUGGAUUUGUCAGUGUCCUGUUAAGUUUCUUCAUGGCCAGAGUGUUCAUGCGGAUGAAAUUACCGGGCUACUUAAUGGGUUAGUGCCUUUUUGUGACUGCCACAAAGCACAGAUUGGAUUUGCUUCUCUUUUCAUGAAGAGGAAUGGACGGCAAAAACUCCACAGUCCUACCCUUCCUUUCUGAAGAUAAGAAGAGGAGAGCAUCCUAAGAAAAGAACUGAUUUCUCCUUUUUUCUCUCCAUAUGAAUAGCAACAUUUGUCACUGCUGGUUGGCUUUGUUAACAGAAUUGUGUCUAUUUUUCUUGAAUGUAGAAAAGAAGAAAAUAUUCUAAAGUGUUAUUUAGGCAUAUCUGUAUGAAGCUUAAAAUGUAAAACCACCACUCUCCCCCAUGAGUCAAGUUAAACAAUAAUUCUGUACUACCUUGUAACACCAUGGUUUACUGUAUCCUCUUAUGAGUUAAGUUAUAUUGAAAAAAGGAGGGGGAUAAUAUAAAUUGAGCCAUUUCAUGUCUGUAAAUGGAAAGAAGUGUUUGUUGAUGAUUGCCAGUGAAUACGGUGGAUCUGAUCCAGCAAACGGAAGUCAACCUCUUCUGCUGACCUCUUGAAAAGCCAGUCCAAGGUGACAGCACUGAUUGGAGGAUGCACAGUUGGAAAGUUGUGGAAGAUUCUUGAAAUUGGGCUCCUCCUCCUCUAUCCCCACCCCUUCUUCACAGGUGAUUGGUGCUGUGCAACAUACAGGGUGGUGCACAUGUGGGGAUGGACCAUCUUUCGUGUAAGUUGGGAUGCUGAGUUAGGUUUGUCACUUUCCACAUCAGCCUUUUGUGAAGGCAGCAGAGCGUACCUACAUCUGCAGAUGGAUUGGCUUCUCUGAAUUGGGGCAUUGUGUUCUGUCAAAGCAAAGUCCUAGGCAACAUUAACUUUGAUAUCCAUUCUAAUAGACUAAGAGAAACAUAUGUACAAAAGAAAACCUGUUAUUGUGUGAAAGUAAUUCUUUAAAAAUAUGAAAAUAAGACAUAUUAAACAUCUUUUCUACAAAACUA
Molecule: messenger RNA, 1509 nt
Organism: Varanus komodoensis (Komodo dragon)
Lineage: Eukaryota; Metazoa; Chordata; Lepidosauria; Squamata; Varanidae
Gene: OSTC
Product: oligosaccharyltransferase complex non-catalytic subunit
Exons: 4
Coding region: 103-552 (149 amino acids)
Cellular component (GO): oligosaccharyltransferase complex
Source: RefSeq, a predicted model, not a curated record